Molecule: messenger RNA, 1455 nt
Organism: Alosa sapidissima (American shad)
Lineage: Eukaryota; Metazoa; Chordata; Actinopteri; Clupeiformes; Clupeidae
Gene: rabgap1l2
Product: RAB GTPase activating protein 1-like 2
Exons: 8
Coding region: 302-1261 (319 amino acids)
Source: RefSeq, a predicted model, not a curated record
UACAGAACGCCUACUCUCUCUUCCCAGAAAAUUCAGAUUACUGGCAGUGUCACAUGUGUGACAACAACGGAGGGCACCAUGAGAUGUACAGCCUAUUGUGUUGCACAUGAAAACAAUACGGACAAAACCAGUGGGUGUGACCACACCGAUCUUAAGUGUGGUCCCUCCCCUCCUUGUUGGGAUAGAAGUUGCCGUGUGACAGUGUGUCAGCGCCUGCUGAACCUGUUGCUGGCGUGUCUCUCUACUUCAGUCUGAUAGUCGCAGGUCAACUCUCUCUCUCUCUCACUCUCACACUGCAAACAUGAUGGAAGAAGUGUCUAUCUCUGUGGCUUACAAUGCCCACAUCAUCGACCAGAUGUCCGAGGAGGAGAUCCUGGCCAGUUUAGUGGCGGAGUCCUUACCCAAACAAGCAGUCCCCACUUCACAGAUACCCUCUAAGAAGCUGAGGCAAGAAGACCCUCUUGACAGAUACCAGGAGAACCUAUGUCUUCACGAAACAAGUUUGCGCCUGGAGCAAGAGAACGAUCACCUGGCCCAUGAACUCGUCACCAGCAAGAUUGCCCUGAGGAAUGCCUUAAACCAGGCUGAGGACAAGGUUGACGAACUAACACAAGAGUUUUUGAAAACCAGGCACCAUUUGGAAGUGGCAAAAGAAGAGAAGAAAGAGAAAGAAGAGGAGGCCACUCAGCUAAAGGAAGUAUUCAGAAAAGAGCUGGAGAAGACAGGAACAGAGGUCAACAGGGCAAACAGCAUCAUAGCUGAUUACAAGCAGAUCUGCUCUCAGCUGAAUACAAGACUUGAGAAGCAGCAAACAGACAAUGAUGAGGAAAUGGCUUCAAUUAAGAGCAAAGUGAUGGAAUGUGGAAAGUGUUGCAAGCUCUUCAGUGUGGAUGGAACACUUAAAACAGAGGAAUCAAGAACUUUGUCAAAACCUUCACCAAGCAGAGAGAGGGACCUGCUCCAAGACCAGGUCCGAGAGCUUGAGAAAGAGCUGGCCCAGACCAAGCUUCAGAUGGUGGAGGCCAAGUGCAGGAUACAGGAACUGGAGCACCAGAACGGAGCGCUGACGACUGACCUCCAAGAAGCCAAGAAUGGCUGGUUGAGGAAGACCCUCGGCUCCCUGAGGAUGGCCACUACUGGUGCGCAGGCCUCCACACCGCGAGACGACAUCCUGGCGCCGCUCAGCAGCUCUCGGUCCGGGUGGGUGAGCGCCAGGAGACUCUCCCUGGCACUGAGAGAGGGUAGGAAGGCUCAUGUAUGAGGAUGAACUGGACACCAGAACUGUUUCAUAGGAAUCCAGAGGGAGAAGCACGACAGCUACGAUAUGGAGGUGCCCUUAACUGCUGCUUGGAGCUGGGCAGUAUCCCUGUCAGGGGAUGCAGAGCAAAUACUAUUGUUAAAGAAUAGAGAUAGUUGGUCCUGAAAAUUCUCACUCUCUUAGUCCCAGAGGUGGUU